GGAGAAAGCCACGCCUCCCUUCUCUUCUCACGUGACCAACUGACUGAAUUUAAUAGCACCUCCAUAUGUCACGCGCCCAACAAGCUGGGCUGGCUGGUAAGCAUUUCAUUUGGACACUCACCACCAUAAAGGAUCUCGCCACGAUGACGGGUUUUCGAGUUGAACACGACACUUUCGGGGAUAUCCAAGUUCCCAAGGACAAAUACUGGGGAGCUCAAACACACAGAUCCCUCCAGAAUUUCGAGAUAGGCGGCCAUGAAGAGCGCAUGCCUGAGCCGCUCAUCCGGGCGUUUACUAUCCUCAAGCGGGCUGCGGCGACUGUGAAUGUUCAGUUUGGUUUGGAUAAGAAGUUGGGGGAAACUAUCGCCAAGGCCGCCAAUGAGGUCCUGGAGGGAAAACUCGACGACCACUUCCCACUCGUGGUCUGGCAAACCGGAUCGGGUACCCAGACCAACAUGAACGUGAACGAGGUCAUAGCGAAUCGUGGAAACGAGAUGCUCGGGCAGCCGCUAGGAUCUCAGAAGCCUAUCCAUCCGAACGAUCAUGUCAACUUUGGGCAGUCGUCUAAUGACACGUUUCCAACAGCCAUGCACAUAGCCGGCGUCCUCGAACUCCACCGCCGGCUCCUGCCCGCCCUCCAAUACCUCCACACCUCUCUCGCCAAACACGCGCACGACUGGACCCACAUCAUCAAGAUCGGGCGCACCCACACGCAAGACGCGACUCCCCUAUCCCUCGGGCAGGAGUUCUCGGGGUACGCCCAACAGGUCGCGUAUGGGAUUGAGAGGGUCAAAGCUGUGAUCCCGAGGUUGAGCUUGUUAGCCCAGGGGGGCACGGCGGUGGGGACAGGGUUGAAUGCGAGGGUGGGGUUUGAUGUCAAGGUUGCGGAGGAGAUUUCGAGGAUUACGGGGGUGGAGUUUAGGACGGCGCCGAAUAAGUUCGAAGCACUUGCCGCCCAUGAUGCCAUUGUGGAGGCUAGCGGUGCGCUUAAUGUCCUCGCUGUGUCCCUGAUGAAGAUCGCCAACGAUAUCCGCUUCCUGGGUUCCGGCCCUCGAUGCGGUCUCGGCGAAUUAAGCCUCCCAGAGAACGAGCCCGGCUCCUCCAUCAUGCCCGGCAAGGUCAACCCGACCCAAUGCGAGGCGCUGACCAUGGUGUGCGCGCAGGUGAUGGGAAAUCACGUCGCGAUCACCGUCGGAGGGUCCAACGGGCAUUUCGAGCUCAACGUCUUCAAACCCCUCCUCAUCCGCAACCUCCUCCACUCCACGCGCCUCCUCGCGGACGCCUCCCGCUCCUUCACGACCCACUGCGUCGUAGGAAUCCAACCCAACGAAACGCGCAUCGCGCAACUGCUCAAGGAGAGCCUGAUGCUCGUGACGGCGCUGAACCCCAAGAUCGGGUAUGAGAAUGCGGCGAAGGUGGCAAAGAAGGCGCAUAAAGAGGGGACGACGUUGAAGGAGGCUGCUGUGGGGUUGAGGUUGAUGACGGCGGAGGAGUUUGAUCGGUGGGUUAGGCCGGAGGAGAUGUUGGGGCCGAAGUUGUAGGAGGCGUUUGAGGAGGGUGGUGGGGAUUCGGCGUAUUGUGGAGGUAUUGAUAUACGGAAUGAUGUUGGUUGAUUUCUUGUAGCUAGUAGCGGUAUGUGUACGUAGGGUAUGCAGACCGUAUCUAAUCUGCUUUUGUGUUCCUCUUCUCCGUGUCCCAUGCAUCUGUUACAUAUGGAGUUUGGAGAACGACGGUUGGGGGCGAGAAUUGACGUGAUCACGUGCC
Molecule: messenger RNA, 1764 nt
Organism: Fimicolochytrium jonesii
Lineage: Eukaryota; Fungi; Chytridiomycota; Chytridiomycetes; Spizellomycetales; Powellomycetaceae
Product: mitochondrial fumarate hydratase
Exons: 9
Coding region: 66-1541 (491 amino acids)
Biological process (GO): tricarboxylic acid cycle; malate metabolic process; fumarate metabolic process
Cellular component (GO): tricarboxylic acid cycle heteromeric enzyme complex; mitochondrion
Molecular function (GO): fumarate hydratase activity
Source: RefSeq, a predicted model, not a curated record